AGACGACCGGCGUGGGACGGCCACCUGGAGCGCAGCGGCCAGGUCUGAACAGUCAUGGCGCUUAUUUCAGUUAUGAGUUGCUCAGUGGACUGUGGAUUGACUGAAUUGUACCCAUUCCCAUCAUGAUGUACACCACCAAGACUCCUCACUACACCUGUUUUCUGAUUAGAGACGAAAUAAAUGACAUUCAGAACUUCCACUAAGGUACUGUAAGCUUUUGUGGUGACAUGGCAUCUGGUUUUUUUCUACAAAGAAAGUUCAGCACACAGCACAGUCCUUGAUACAUUGGAUUGGUUUGAUGAUCCUACCUGGAACAGACUAUGUCAGAGAGUCACCAUGACCUUGCACAAUAACAAUACAACCUCACCUUUGUUUCCGAACAUCAGCUCUUCCUGGAUUCACGGCCCUUCCGAUGCAGGGCUGCCCCCAGGAACGGUUACUCAUUUUGGCAGCUACAACAUUUCUCGGGCAGCUGGGAAUUUCUCCUCUCCAAAUGGCACCACCAGUGACCCUCUGGGAGGUCAUACCAUCUGGCAAGUGGUCUUCAUUGCAUUCUUAACGGGCGUCCUGGCCUUGGUGACCAUCAUCGGCAACAUCCUGGUGAUAGUGGCAUUCAAGGUCAACAAGCAACUGAAGACCGUCAACAACUACUUCCUCUUAAGUCUGGCCUGUGCUGACCUGAUUAUUGGGGUCAUUUCAAUGAAUCUGUUUACUACCUACAUCAUCAUGAACCGAUGGGCUUUAGGGAACUUGGCCUGUGACCUCUGGCUUUCCAUUGACUACGUGGCUAGCAAUGCCUCCGUCAUGAAUCUUCUGGUCAUUAGCUUUGACAGGUACUUUUCCAUCACGAGGCCGCUCACGUACCGAGCCAAACGAACAACAAAGCGAGCUGGUGUGAUGAUAGGUCUGGCUUGGGUCAUCUCCUUCAUCCUUUGGGCUCCUGCCAUCUUGUUCUGGCAAUACUUUGUCGGGAAGAGAACUGUGCCUCCAGGGGAGUGUUUCAUCCAGUUCCUCAGUGAGCCCACCAUCACCUUCGGCACGGCAAUCGCUGCCUUUUAUAUGCCUGUCACCAUUAUGACUAUUUUAUACUGGAGGAUCUAUAAGGAAACUGAAAAACGUACCAAAGAGCUUGCUGGGCUGCAGGCUUCUGGGACAGAGGCAGAGGCAGAGAACUUUGUCCAUCCCACAGGUAGUUCUCGAAGCUGCAGCAGCUAUGAGCUUCAACAGCAAAGCAUGAAACGCUCAGCCAGGAGGAAGUACGGACGCUGCCACUUCUGGUUCACAACCAAGAGCUGGAAGCCCAGCACCGAACAGAUGGACCAAGACCACAGCAGCAGUGACAGCUGGAAUAACAACGACGCUGCCGCCUCCCUGGAAAAUUCCGCUUCCUCCGAUGAGGAGGACAUUGGCUCGGAGACAAGAGCCAUCUACUCCAUCGUGCUCAAGCUUCCAGGUCACAGCACGAUCCUCAGCUCCACCAAAUUACCCUCGUCAGACAACCUGCAGGUGCCGGAGGAGGAGCUGGGGGCAGUGGACUUAGAGACGAAAGCCAGCAAACUGCAGGCCCAAAAGAGCAUGGACGACGGAGGCAGUUUUCAGAAAAGCUUCUCCAAGCUUCCCAUCCAGUUAGAGUCAGCUGUGGACACAGCCAAGGCCUCUGAUGUCAACUCCUCAGUGGGCAAGACCACGGCCACCCUGCCUCUGUCCUUUAAGGAAGCUACUCUGGCCAAGAGGUUUGCUCUGAAGACCAGAAGCCAGAUCACUAAGCGGAAACGGAUGUCCCUCAUCAAGGAGAAAAAGGCGGCCCAGACCCUCAGCGCCAUCUUGCUUGCCUUCAUCAUCACCUGGACCCCCUACAAUAUUAUGGUUCUGGUGAAUACCUUUUGUGACAGCUGCAUCCCCAAAACCUAUUGGAAUCUGGGCUAUUGGCUAUGCUACAUCAACAGCACCGUGAACCCCGUGUGCUAUGCCCUGUGCAACAAAACAUUCAGAACCACUUUCAAGAUGCUGCUGUUGUGCCAGUGUGACAAAAGGAAGAGGCGCAAGCAGCAGUACCAGCAAAGACAGUCGGUCAUUUUCCACAAGCGGGUGCCCGAGCAGGCCUUGUAGAAUGAGGUGUGUUGUCAAUAGCAGUCACCAAACGCACACAUCAACCCACAGACCUUAGGAGGGAGUGAGGCGAGGGUGGGGGUGAUUUCUGGCGCUGAUAAAAAAAUGUCUUUAUCACCCAGAUGUGAAAGAAGCUGCCUGUUUACCGAUCCAUUGAAUAAACCCAUUUUAAUAUCAAAAGUCAAAUACCAAUUCAGCCAAAAAUAA
This is a messenger RNA of Balaenoptera acutorostrata (minke whale), 2316 nucleotides long. RefSeq names its product cholinergic receptor muscarinic 3 (gene CHRM3). Gene Ontology annotation, biological process: positive regulation of smooth muscle contraction; G protein-coupled receptor signaling pathway, coupled to cyclic nucleotide second messenger; saliva secretion. Lineage: Eukaryota; Metazoa; Chordata; Mammalia; Artiodactyla; Balaenopteridae. The record is from RefSeq and is a predicted model, not a curated record. Gene Ontology annotation, molecular function: G protein-coupled serotonin receptor activity; G protein-coupled acetylcholine receptor activity. Gene Ontology annotation, cellular component: plasma membrane; synapse; dendrite. Bases 337 to 2109 code for a protein of 590 amino acids. The transcript has 5 exons.